AUGGCACCCACUGCUGUUGACUACAUGAGCUCUGACGACCCAUUUUCCCAAUUUAUUAAACCUCCCGCGAAUGAACCAUCUGGCGAUCAACAGGCAGAACGACUUGCGUCCGAACUCAUCGAUGCCCAAAUCGCACGAGAGGCAGAGGCCCGUGCAGAACAUCGUCGUCAUAAUCCAGAGCUCCGGCUGCUUCUGCUCGGUCAGGCCGAAUCAGGCAAAUCCACGUUGCUCAAACAGUUCCAGAUGUUGUACGCACCACACACUCUCGAUGCAGAGCGUGCAGCAUGGCGUGGUGUUGUAUUUUUAAACAUUAUCAAGGCCUUGCGCACUAUUUGCGAGACACACGACUUUGAAUAUGGAUCCAACAACGGUACACCUGCCGUAUACGACCCUUGGUCUGAUGCCUACACUCCCCCUGCAUCACCCAAGGGCACACCAGGCCGCGACAACCUGACAACCGUCAAACUCCAUCUCGCUCCCUUGCUCGGCCUCGAAGCUACUCUCGCUCAACGUAUCGGCUCGGGGUUCAACCUCGCCGGUCGGACCGAGUUUUGUGUCCGUCGUGGAUGGCAGGACAAUACCCAAUUCACUCGUCCAAGCUCAGGGAAAAGAAAAGUCCGGAGUAGGAGUGGAAGUGUUGACGCGGACAGAGGGAUUGGAAAUGGGAAAGCACCCGAGAGUGAACUGCAUCUGGACGUUCAGACGGUGUUGGCGGAUUGUAGGUCAGACAUACAGGCGUUGUGGGCUCAUCCGAGCUUGAAGGUCCUGGUACAAAGAAGGAGACUUAGAUUGGAGGAUGCGAGCAUAUUUUUCCUAGACGAACUCAACCGCAUCACUCAACCCGGAUACCUUCCCUCUGACGACGACAUCCUUCGUGCGCGAAUACGAACCAUCGGGAUCAGUGAAUGGUCAUUUCAGUUUACGUACCCAGGAAAGAAAAAUUUGUGCAAUUGGCGUUUGUUCGAUGUAGGAGGCGCACGCUCUCAACGCGCCCACUGGGCUCCCUAUUUUGAAGAUGCAACAGCGAUUGUAUUUUUGGCUCCUAUUAGCGCAUACGACCAAUACCUCGAAGAGGAUGCCCGAACAAACCGCAUAGACGACUCGCUCCAGCUCUGGACGCAGAUCACGUCUAGUCCGAUACUGAAAGAGGUCCACUUGGUAUUGUUCUUGAACAAGUGUGACGUAUUGAGAGGGAAGCUUGCGGCUGGUGUCAAGGUCAAAAAAUACAUCACCUCAUACGGCGAUAGACCCAACGAAUAUGCUCCGGUGUCACACUAUUUUAGGGCACACUUUAGCCAAGUGUUCAAACGCAACAACACUGAUUCAAAACGGGAAUUAUAUUGCCAUUUGACGAGCGUGAUUGAUACCCAAGCUACCCAAUCCAUCAUCCUAUCCGUUCGUGACGGCUUGUUCCGUGCCAACCUCAAGCAUACUGGCCUCAUAUAG
Messenger RNA from Rhizoctonia solani, 1446 nucleotides. RefSeq names its product G-protein alpha subunit. Gene Ontology annotation, biological process: G protein-coupled receptor signaling pathway. Gene Ontology annotation, molecular function: G protein-coupled receptor binding; GTPase activity; G-protein beta/gamma-subunit complex binding. The record is from RefSeq and is a predicted model, not a curated record. The transcript has 10 exons. The coding region runs from base 1 to 1446 and encodes 481 amino acids. NCBI's taxonomy places the organism in Eukaryota, Fungi, Basidiomycota, Agaricomycetes, Cantharellales, Ceratobasidiaceae. Gene Ontology annotation, cellular component: heterotrimeric G-protein complex.